Branchiostoma floridae (Florida lancelet) is the source of this 664-nucleotide messenger RNA. RefSeq lists its product as uncharacterized. Lineage: Eukaryota; Metazoa; Chordata; Leptocardii; Amphioxiformes; Branchiostomatidae. The transcript has 4 exons. The record is from RefSeq and is a predicted model, not a curated record. The coding region runs from base 103 to 519 and encodes 138 amino acids.
AAAACGCUGCACUUACAGCCAUAGGCUUUAAGUAUUCGUCACCAUGUCUCCAGGUGAACUGUUGGAGAAGUAGCGUCCUCGCUACAUGGUCUAUUAGGAAACAUGAAGAUUUCUACUCUCUGUGUUUUGCUUUUAAUGACUGUCUGCUGUUCCAUUCUGGUAGACGUUGCUUUUGGCCUUGACAAUGAAGUCGAAAUGAGCGAAGAUUUCCUUCGAGACAACAGAGCCAUCAGGGACUACAUAAAGAAGGCAGACAACAAAGCGAAAGCGUUUGACGAUAUCCAUGACAGGCUACUUGCUGCUGGGAUGAAGGUGCGAGCAGAGAAGUUUAUGGAAAGAGUACAGGCUUACUUGGAAAAGCAUCGCGAAAGCCGCAAGGGCCACCAUGGACGGAAGGACCUGCCCAGGCAACGUGAAGACUACGUGAAAAGCUUUCGCGGUCGCGGAGGUCGCCGUCAUAAAGGUCGCCGUCAUGGGGGCUACGGCCGUCGUGGGGGCUAUGGCGGUUAUAGAGGUUAAUGUCUAAUGUUGAUGAUGGUAGUGGCUUAGAACUCGGUAACACCUCCAGUCCACUAUGGUGUCCACCUCUCUGUGGUAGGGCUGCUACAUGAAAUUUUGACAGCUAGAUCGCUCUACAAAUAAAAUUGACUUUUUGCACGUGCUA